AUGAAGUCACGAAGCAUGGAAAACACCAACCAUAUCUUCGGUACUGGCAGCAGCAAGGAAUCCGAUUUACUGAACGCUUUUUCUUCGGCGUUAGACGGUUCGUGCCAAGAGCUCAAUUGUAACGAUCGCUCUUUGGAUAUUGACUGGAAUGACCAAUACCAGAUCUCGCAUAACGAAGUCAUCACACCGUUCUUCGAGAACGUUUUCAACCAAUCGAACUCAAUCCAACCACAUGUAGAUCUGCUCAAAUUCAAUACCCAAUUGAGACCCGAAUUUAUAUUGAAUACUCCUCCUGCGGUGCCGGAUAGCUGGUCCUUUAUAGACUGGAGAAUUACGGGGCAGCCUGGCCCAUAUAUUCCAAAUGCAACGACAGAUCCAGGCUCCACUCCCGGUAUCGAGAGUGGAGCAGGAACUAGCAGCAGGGAUCCCAAUCACAGUCACCAUGCUUCACCAAGCGAAAGUGCAGCUGCAGCCGACAGGUCCAGAAGCAGGACAUCUAGGCGAAUAGACCAUUACCGCAUCGAGAAGAAGUACCGAACGAACAUCAACGAUAAGAUCCGCCUGUUAGAUGAGAUGCUGCCAGAGAAUAUUCAGGCUGGUGGGCGAUGGAUGGACUCAGGAAAUGAAGAUGGCAAGGAUAGUUCCAACAAAAGGAAAGUGGCUACAAAGCGCAGCAAGGGUGAGGUGCUUUCUCUAGUCAUUGACUAUAUUGUCUUUUUACGAAAGAAAGAAGAAUUUCAGGAGAGGUGUAUUCAGGAAUUGGAGGGGCGGAUUUGGACAUCGAGAAAGGCAUUGGAGUUUUGA
Molecule: messenger RNA, 804 nt
Organism: Penicillium canescens
Lineage: Eukaryota; Fungi; Ascomycota; Eurotiomycetes; Eurotiales; Aspergillaceae
Product: helix-loop-helix DNA-binding domain-containing protein
Exons: 2
Coding region: 1-804 (267 amino acids)
Molecular function (GO): protein dimerization activity
Source: RefSeq, a predicted model, not a curated record